ACCAGAGAAAGGGAGUCUGUGGACUUUGUAGAAAUGAAAACAAGGGAAAGAAGAAGGUCUAUGGAAAGUGCCAGGGAGGUUAACAGGCAGAGGACGUCUGUCUGCUUGUAUUGGAUGUGAAGAAAUUCAGCACUUGCUGGACGGGUUCUCACCAGUGCAGAUGCACAUAAACUUCCUCCUGAGACAGACUCAUGGAAAACAGAUGUGGGACUGACACACAUAUCUGCCUCUCCCUCCGGGACCUGCCACUACUCCCAGGGGGGAAACCUGCACACCUACACCUGCCCUUAAAGUCUUCUUCAUCCCACUGACAAACAGACCAAACACCCCUCUUAGUGCAGUGCGUUAUCACAUCAGUACAGUAAUGGUGUACCCCUGAGGACUCUUUUGACCUUCAGGUUUCACAAGGAUAAGCUAGUUCAUGUGCCUCCAGGCAGUGCUUCCUCCCCUGUGAGUCAGGAAAUGAAACAUGCCAAAAGCAGAGCUUCAUUUGCCUACCAGGUCUAGCCUCACUGUUUCAAUUCAGGGCACUAUGGCUGUACUCAAGAUGCAUCAUCCCAUUCAAAGCCGAGUUUUGUUCAUUUUGAUGCUAGGUCUUCACGGUGGAGACUUUGCCAAGAAAGAUCCAGAAAGAAGGAACAUCCUUUAUGGAGAGAGGAGAGAGGAUCACUGUUCCUUUACCGUUAUGAUCCCAAAGGCAGAUACCCAGAAGUGCUCCAGCCCAGCUUACAUCACACGUGAGAUUCGGGAACUCCGUGCUGCAAACAACAACCUGACAUCCUUCUUCUCUGCCCUCCACGACCAAACGGUCAGACAGAGGGCGACGUUGGGAGCCAUGGAGAGGCGCUACAAGGACGACUACUCUGAGGACAUCAAACGACUGGAACAGGAAAACAGAUUCCAGAGUGCCCUCAUUAAGCGGCUUGAAGUUCUCAUCGACAGAAAAACAAAGGCAAUAGCCGCAAUACCAACAAGGGGUCUGGAGGAACGCCGUCCGAGCUCAUCCCUCGGCCUGGAAAAACUCUCCGACCUAGAUGCUGACCUUGUCCGCAAAAGGUUGGACGAGCAGGCCCACAUGAUGGACAUUCUGGAGCAGCUGACCAAGCGCUUGGAUGGAGAAAACAGAGACCAGGACGUGAUGGGGGCCAAACUGGACAGCAGGGUUGCCGAGCUCUCAGACACGGUGGUGUACCUGUCCACUGCCUUUAAGACACUGGAGAAGGAGUACCGCAGGAAGAUGACCCAGCUGCAGGACAUCGUGGUGGGGCAGGAUGCAGGCUUCGCCAAACACAAGGUGGAAUCACUGCAGAGACAGCUGCUAGUGAUGCAGAAAACAAACUCCCACCUGCAGCAUGCCCUGGUCAACCAGUCACGCACCAUCCGAAACCUGCGCCUCAAAGUCAAUACCUUGUUCCGUCAGCAAGAUGGGCUCUUGUUGGCUGACGAUACAACACAGACAGUUGCCACCACUGAUCAGUGUGGUAACCUGACCCACGUGUCCAGCCCCACCACCCACAGGAGCACCCCCACCCUGUAUGGCUCCUGGAUGAAGGACCCCCUGGCCUGUAAAGCCGACAGGAACACUAUCUGGCUGAUGGAGGAUUGGUACAGCAAUGUUGUACUGGAGUAUAGCGACAUGGAGAACUUCCUAGCAAAGAAGGAGGCUGAGGCGUACAACCUUCCGUACAACUGGUGGGGAACGGGACAUGUCAUCUACAAGGGGGCACUCUUCUACCACUCCCGCAACAAGAUCGUCAAGUUUGACUUCAUGCAGGAGGAAGUGGUGGCCGAGAGAAAGCUCAGCAACAUUGGCCCGUACCAUUACCAAUGGGGAGGGGCAACUCUGGUGGACUUUGCUGUUGAUGAGAAAGGCUUGUGGGCUAUCUACGCUGCCCAGGAGAAUUACGGGAAGCUUGUGGUGAGCAAGAUGGACCCUGACGACCUCUCCUUUACCCAGACAUGGAUUACUGACCAGCUGAAGACUGAUGCUGGCAAUGCCUUCAUGAUCUGUGGAGUCCUGUACACUACCAGGUCUGGUAUCAAGGAAGACAUCAUCAGCUAUGCCUUUGACACAGAGACUGGGAAAAGCAACAGCCUGAACAUCCCCUUCGUCUCCAAGUACGGUGCUACCUCCAUGGUGGACUACAAUCCCAAGGAUAAGAGGAUCUAUGCCUGGGAUAAUGGCAACUUGGUGACAUAUAAUGUGACCUUAGAGACAUUUGGGAAAACCUAGUAGUGGUAAAUGUUAUUACGCUCAGCAAGAAAUUGUAACAUAAAAUGUAUAAUCUGCUUUAUCUAUAAUUUUUAACCAAAACAAUGAUCUUGCUAAAAGUACCUCAAGUAAGUACCUCAACGUACAUUUUGAGAGAUUGUCAAAUUUGUAUUAUUGAUAAUUUUGUCAAAUUUGUAUUAAUUUUGUAGAAAUAUGGAAGGGACAAAUGGCAAUAUGUUGUGAAUAGUUCUUUCUCCAGAAUAAGAUCACAUUUUGCCAACUAACCCUUAAAGGUUUUAUAUGUAAAUAAUGUCACCUCAUAACUGAUAUACUGCCCCACUUAUGUACAUGUGACUAACAGUUGCAAUGAUUUAUACAAAUGUAGAAUAUUCUGUUUAGCACACUUAACGAAAAGUCCUGUACAUGACUGUAUAAACUGAGUGUAUGGUACAUUUUGUAUGAGGAAAAAUUUAACUUCGGCAAUGCUGAUGAACAUAAAUUCUUCAUAUGUUCUAUUACUAAAAGAAGAAAUGUCGUCAACAACAUAUCCUAUAUAGCAUUACUGUGAUAGGGGUUCAUGAACAUGAGAUACAAAAGGAAAGAUGGUUUACACAUGAAACAAUAUCAAUGCUCCAAAUGUACACCAAAACUUUGCAGUCCUAUUCACAACAAAUUCUGAACAAUGGAAAAUUUUAUCAUUGUAUAAAACACAAGGCCUAUACUACCUAGCUCCUCAAGUGUACUGAAAGCUUUCUUAUACCCAUCAUUCAGGCACAAACAUAGAAGGAAACCUAUAUGUAUAUUGUAUAUUCUUUGCAAUAAAAGUCUGAAGAAAACCUA
This is a messenger RNA of Branchiostoma floridae (Florida lancelet), 3052 nucleotides long. RefSeq names its product noelin-2-like. Gene Ontology annotation, biological process: signal transduction. The coding region runs from base 470 to 2233 and encodes 587 amino acids. Lineage: Eukaryota; Metazoa; Chordata; Leptocardii; Amphioxiformes; Branchiostomatidae. The transcript has 2 exons. The record is from RefSeq and is a predicted model, not a curated record.